This is a messenger RNA of Microcebus murinus (gray mouse lemur), 4393 nucleotides long. It is a transcript of the gene GPLD1, whose product is annotated as glycosylphosphatidylinositol specific phospholipase D1. Gene Ontology annotation, molecular function: GPI anchor phospholipase D activity. Gene Ontology annotation, cellular component: extracellular region; extracellular matrix. The record is from RefSeq and is a predicted model, not a curated record. Lineage: Eukaryota; Metazoa; Chordata; Mammalia; Primates; Cheirogaleidae.
GCUCUGGAUGAGCCCGUUUAGAACAGCCAGAGAUAGAAGAGAGACCAGGAGUGGUUGCUCUUGUGUAAUCCCAUUCAAGUGUCGGUAUCUGUUGCCAAAUACUGAAAGAGAAGCCAGUUCCAGCUGAUCACCAUAAAAGCUUUCCCAGCACUUGUGGCUUGGGAGGCUGCGGAAGCAGGGCAGACUGAGAAAUGUGUGGGAAGGAUGCGUGAGAGACCACCCCUGUAAGGUCGUUAACCUGCUUAGAGAAAAGCAGUGGAUCUGCGACUGGAUUUCGGAGUCCCAGCACUGGCACACCUCUGAGAAUUCCCACGUGCCCCGAGGAGCCGGUGAGGAUCGAGAGCAUGUCUGCUUUCAGGUUGUGGUCUGGCUUGCUCAUCCUGCUGGGUUCUGUCUGUCCUAGAGGUUCAUCAUGUGGCAUUUCAACACACAUUGAAAUAGGACACAGAGCCCUGGAGUUUCUCCAUCUUCAAGAUGGGCGUGUUAACUACAAAGAGCUGUUACUAGAACACCAGGAUGCGUAUCAGGCUGGAGCCGUGUUUCCUGAUUGUUUUUACCCUAGUAUCUGCAAAGGAGGAAAAUUCCAUGAAGUGUCCGAGAGCACUCACUGGACUCCGUUUCUUAAUGCAAGCGUUCAUUACAUCCGAGAGAACUAUCCUCUUCCCUGGGACAAGGACACAGAGAAAUUGGUAGCUUUCUUGUUUGGAAUUACCUCUCACAUGGUGGCUGAUAUCAGCUGGCAUAGCCUGGGCAUUGAGCAAGGAUUCCUUACGACGAUGGGAGCUAUUGAUUUUCAUGGCUCUUAUUCUGAGGCUCAUUCGACUGGUGAUUUUGGAGGAGAUGUGUUGAGCCAAUUUGAAUUUAAUUUUAAUUACCUCUCACGGCGCUGGUAUGUGCCUGUCAAAGAUCUAUUGGGAAUUUAUGAUAAACUUUAUGGUCGAAAAGUCAUCACCAAAAAUGUAAUUGUUGAUUGUUCACACCUUCAGUUCUUGGAAAUGUAUGGUGAAAUGUUGGCUGUUUCCAAGCUUUAUUCUACUUACUCUACUAAGUCCCCGUUUUUGGUAGAACAAUUCCAAGAGUAUUUCCUUGGAGGACUUGAUGAUAUGGCGUUUUGGUCCACUAAUAUCUACCGUCUAACAAGCUUCAUGUUAGAGAAUGGGACCAGUGACUGCAGCCUACCUGAGAACCCUCUGUUCAUUGCAUGCGGUGGCCAGCGAAACAAUACCCAGGGCAGCUCAAAAGUACAGAAGAAUGAUUUUCACAGAAAUGUGACUGCAUCCCUAACUAAAGAUAUUGAAAGAAGCAUACACUAUACUGAAAGAGGAGUGUUCUUCAGUGUGGAUUCCUGGACCCCGGAUUCCAUAUCCUUUAUGUACGAGGCUUUGGAAAAGAACUUAAGGACAAUGUUUACAGGUGGCUCUCAGGAUUCACGGAAGCAUGUCUCCAAUCCCUCAGCGUCUUACUUCUUGUCAUUUCCCUAUGCACGGCUUGGGUGGUCAAUGGCCUCGGCUGACCUCAACCAGGAUGGGCAUGGUGACCUUGUGGUGGGCGCACCAGGCUACAGCCGCCCGGGCCACGUCCAGGUUGGGCGUGUGUACCUCAUCUACGGCAAUGACCUGGGCCUGCCCCCCGUCGACUUGGACCUAGACAAGGAGGCCCACAGGAUCCUCGAGGGCUUCCAGCCCUCAGGUCGGUUUGGCUCGGCCUUGGCCGUGUUGGACUUUAACAAGGACGGCGUUCCUGACCUGGCCGUGGGAGCGCCCUCGGUGGACUCCGAGCGUCUCACGUACAAGGGUGCAGUGUACGUCUACUUUGGUUCCAAACGAGGAAGAAUGUCGUCUUCCCCUAACGUCACCAUCUCUUGCCAGGCCGUCUACUGUAACUUGGGCUGGACGCUCUUGGCUGCAGAUAUGAAUGGAGACAGCGAGCCGGAUCUGGUGAUCGGCUCCCCUUUUGCGCCGGGUGGAGGGAAGCAGAAGGGAAUGGUGGCUGCGUUUUACUCUGACCCCGGCCGGAGCAACAAAGAGAAGCUGAGCGUGGAGGCAGCCGACUGGACGGUGAGCGGUGAGGAGGACUUCGCCUGGUUUGGGUACUCCCUCCACAGCGUCGGUGUGGACAACAGAACCUUGCUGCUGGUUGGGAGCCCGACCUGGAGGAACGCCAGCAGGCUGGGCCACGUGUUCCGCAGCCGCGACGAGAAUAAGAGCCUUGGCAGGGUGUACGGCUACUUCCCCCCAAGCUGCCAGAGCUGGUUUACCAUUUCUGGAGACAAGGCCAUGGGGAAGCUGGGCGCUUCCCUGUCCAGUGGCCGCGUGAUGGUGAACGGGAGGCUGGCGCAGGUGCUGCUGGUCGGGGCCCCGACUCACGAUGACGUGUCUAAAAUGGCUUUCCUGACCGUGACCUUGCAUCAAGGUGGAAGGACUCGGAUGUAUGCGCUCACACCAGACACACAGCCCCAGCUGCUCAGCACCUUCAGUGGAGACCGCCGCUUCUCGCGAUUUGGUGGAGUUCUGCACUUGAGUGACCUCGAUAAUGAUGGCUUAGAUGAAAUCAUCAUGGCAGCCCCACUGAGGAUUUCAGAUAUAACCUCUGGACUGAUUGGGGGAGAAGAUGGCCGAGUUUAUGUGUAUAAUGGCACACAGACCACCAUUGGUGACAUAACAGGCAAAUGCAAAUCAUGGAUAACUCCAUGUCCAGAAGAAAAGGCUGAAUAUGUAUUGAUUUCUCCAGAAGCAAGCUCAAGGUUUGGGAGCUCUCUGGUCACCGUGAGGUCUAAGGAAAAGAACCAAGUUGUUGUUGCUGCUGGAAGGAGUUCUUUGGGAGCUCGACUGUCUGGGGCACUUCACGUCUACAGCCUCGGCUCAGAUUAAAGAUUUCACUCCAUUUUCCCACGCCCUUCCGUGUGCUGGGUCAUCUCGAAGAUGAGCAUUCUGGUGGACAAGGUGGCACAUCCAGUGGAGCUGUGGUACCUCCUGAAAAGAGGUGGGGUUCUUGGGAGCAGAGACAUGCACUAACAGUAAUAGUGAGAAAACAGUAGAGGAAAAAAGUAGGGGAGUGAGGGAUAACAUCACACUUCCAAAUCACUUCUGAUUUAGUCUUUUCAAUGUUUUAUAUAGUGAAGGACAAAUAUAAAAACUAAAACUUUAUCACCUGUGUCCUCAAAUGCUUUUGUAGAGACAGUAGCUCUAACAGUUGAUGUACCCAAUGGCAUAGCAAAAAGACACAGCAACACUAGUUUCACUUGGGUAAUAAUUAUUGGCAGCUCAACUUAUAUGAAGAAUUAUUUUUAAUUAAAAGGAAGGUUAUUUUUAGGUGACCAGGAAUUACUUGGCUGUAUUCAGUUAUGAGCUGAGAAGUUUAAGUGUAGAACAAAUGCUGAUGAUAUGUGACACUGCAUUUUAGUAAAGGUAUGUUUUUCUCAGUACUGGAUUUUUUCAUUAGAUGGACGCAUACUUUCAUAUUGCCAUUACCAUAAAGUCCAUGUUUUAGUGCUUUAAAAUGAUAGGGCCUGUGUUUAAACAUGAUCAUUAUUUACCUCAGGAUUUAUGUUUUUCUCAAUGCCUGAACAUCCCAGAUAGCAAGAACCAGGGAGAGAAGGUUAAACUUAAAACCUAUAAAGCCAAAGGCUAAUUUUUAAGUUUACUGGAUAUUUAGCAAUACUAACCCCAUUGUCAAAAGCAACGCAAAUCACACACCUGUUAAAGGUCAACUUAUAAAAGCAAAUAUGUAAAAACCUGGCAUACAGGGAAAAAAAUUAAUAUUUGAUAAUCUAAUGUAUUAUCCCAAUAGGUGGACUAAAUUUUUAUUCUUCUAAGUAUUAAAUAUAUAGUUCUAGGCAUGGAUUCUGAAAUGCUUAAUAACUAAAAAUGGAAAUACCUUGUGUAGGCUUUUAAUUUCUUAUUAACACAAAUCUGAGCAUAACUUUAACUCAAAUUUAUCUUUAUUUCAAGAUUAUCAGAAGACAUUUACAUACUUGCAUUUUCUGUCUAUCUGUAUAUGUAACAAGGUUUCAAAAUCUCAAUUGUUUUAUGCCUUUGUAUCACAGACCUAAGAGAGACUAGAAUGACUUUAAGAGAACCUGAGAACAAAACUCAGAUCUCUGGAGUUCCCUAUUCCAUGCACCAUCCAUUAGAUCACUUCUGUAUUACUACAGUAAUGAAAGUGAAUCCUAAAUUCAAAGUAUAAAUUUAAUAUUUCAAUUCCAAAAAAUAAAGCUGUGUACAACUCUUAGAAUAACUCACUAAAAUAAAUAGUUUUUUAAUAUAAAAUUUGCUAGUAGCUAUUUAUCACAGUCUGUGUUUAUGAAGAAUAAACCUUUUGCCAACUAAAAAUAUAUACCAAAAAAUUAGCUGGGCAUGGUGGCACAUGCCUGUAGUCCCAGCUAUCCGGGAGG